UGAACAACCAUUGCAUCGCUGUCAUUGCUGUGACGUGUGCAGUGAUGUCUUGUCAUGGCCACAAGUUGAUCCGCACACUUUUGUCAUUGUGUAUGUGCUUCAAAUUGCAUCAUAAUAAAAGAAUAAACCAGCGUUUUCGAGUAUGCUUCUUGGCCCUUUUAUUCGAAUCUUUGUUAAGUCCUGCAUAAGGAUUUGAUUUGGUAGAGGAAGAGACUAGAGAGCUACCAAACAUGGCACAGGAGAGCAGCAAGAAGCCGCUGUUGGAGAAACAUUACUAUGAGAAUUGCCCUGGCUGUAAGACUGAUCUACUCAAGCAAUCAAGAACAGGCUUACCUAUUCGAGAGCUUUUUUCAAUAUGGAUUGUUGUGCUUUGCACUGCUCUUCCAAUAUCAUCUCUCUUCCCAUUUCUUUAUUUCAUGAUAAGGGAUUUCCAAAUUGCAAAAAGGGAGGAAGAUAUAGGUUACUAUGCGGGCUAUGUGGGAUCAUCAUUUAUGUUUGGCAGAGCAUUGACAUCUCUAUUUUGGGGUGUCGUUGCGGACCGCUAUGGUCGUAAACCUGUAAUAAUUAUGGGAACUCUCUCAGUGGUUAUUUUCAACACUCUCUUUGGCUUUAGUCUUAACUAUUGGAUGGCUAUUGGUACACGGUUUCUUCUUGGGAGUUGUAAUGGUUUACUUGGUCCAAUAAAGGCUUAUGCAGUUGAGAUUUUCCGUGAAGAACAUCAAGCUUUAGGAAUCUCGACGGUCAGUACAUCUUGGGGUAUUGGCCUGAUCAUUGGUCCGGCACUAGGAGGGUUCUUGGCCCAGCCAGCAGAUAAAUAUCCAAGUAUAUUCUCUAAAGAAUCUUUGUUUGGGAGGUUUCCAUACUUAUUACCGUGUUUGUGCAUCUCACUCUUUGCGUUGGGAGUAACCAUUGCUUCCUGUUGGCUGCCGGAAACAUUGCACAUUCACAAUGAAAGCAAGAUGUCUCAGGACGAUUUAUGUGCUGAUCUGGAAACUUCAUCACAUUGGAGUAAUGAAAAUGAGAAAGAUGAUGAAAUUGAAAAUAAUGAAUCAAUGUCCAAAGGGAGUCUCAUAAGAAAUUGGCCGCUGAUGUCAUCUAUCAUUGUUUAUUGUGUUUUCUCGCUCCAUGAUAUGGCGUACACAGAGAUAUUUUCUUUAUGGGCCGAGAGUCCUAAGAAGUUUGGGGGUUUGAGCUAUUCGACUGAAAAUGUCGGACAAGUCCUUGCAAUAUCAGGUUUCAGCCUUCUUGUCUUUCAAUUUUCGCUAUAUCCAUACGUGGAGAGGAUUCUGGGCCCAUUAGUGGUAUCUCGCAUAGCAGGGAUUUUAUCCAUCCCAUUGCUGACAAGUUACCCGCUCUUAGCCAUGUUGUCGGGGUUCAGCCUUGCCCUGCUGUUAAAUUGUGUAUCAGCGAUUAAGAAUGUUUUGUCAGUGUCUAUAAUAACUGGAAUGUUCAUUCUGCAAAACAACGCGGUGGAGCAACACCAAAGAGGAGCUGCCAAUGGCAUUGCUAUGACUGCAAUGUCUUUGUUCAAAGCAGCUGGUCCUGCCGGCGGAGGCGCCAUAUUUUCUUGGGCACAAAAGCGUCAAGAUGCUGCCUUUCUUCCAGGUGACCAUAUGGUUUUCUUCAUCCUGAACGUGGUCGAAGCCAUUGGAGUGUUGGUGACUUUCAAACCAUUUUUAAGGCAACGGCACAAGUAGAGAAGAUGGAUUGAAUUGUUGUAUUGCAAAAGCCGAGACAUGUAAUGUAACCUCGUCAUUCUUUCCUGAGCAGAGCCUACAUAUAGCAUUAUGCAUAAGAGGAGUUGAGUUAAUUUGCUCUGUAUUCAGGUCCAUUGUUAGUGAUCAUCAUAUUAUUCAAUAAGAGAAUUUCCGGGAUAGCUUUUGUUGCUCCAUUGAAUUGGCAAAUUAGAAUAUAGCUUAUUUUCUUUUCUU
Messenger RNA from Tripterygium wilfordii, 1931 nucleotides. Its product is annotated as protein ZINC INDUCED FACILITATOR-LIKE 1-like. Gene Ontology annotation, cellular component: plasma membrane; plant-type vacuole membrane. The transcript has 17 exons. Gene Ontology annotation, biological process: transmembrane transport; regulation of stomatal closure. Gene Ontology annotation, molecular function: solute:potassium antiporter activity. The record is from RefSeq and is a predicted model, not a curated record. NCBI's taxonomy places the organism in Eukaryota, Viridiplantae, Streptophyta, Magnoliopsida, Celastrales, Celastraceae. The coding region runs from base 231 to 1697 and encodes 488 amino acids.